Messenger RNA from Plasmodium gonderi, 1203 nucleotides. Its product is annotated as pre-mRNA-splicing factor 38A. Gene Ontology annotation, cellular component: precatalytic spliceosome. The coding region runs from base 1 to 1203 and encodes 400 amino acids. Lineage: Eukaryota; Apicomplexa; Aconoidasida; Haemosporida; Plasmodiidae. The transcript is spliced from 2 exons. The record is from RefSeq and is a predicted model, not a curated record.
AUGGCCAACAGAACGGAUGUAAGUGCCAUUAAAACUUUUGGCUCUAAUCCGCAAUACUUAAUUUCAAACAUUAUACGAAAUAAAAUAUACGAAAGUCCCUACUGGAAGGAGAAAUGUUUUGCCCUUACAUCCGAAUCAAUUAUAGACCAAGCAGUAAAUUUAAAGUACGUUGGAGGAACAUACGGGGGUAAUAGGAAACCCACUCGGUUUUUAUGUUUGGUUUUAAAAUUGUUACAAAUACAGCCAGAUAAAGACAUAAUAUACGAAUAUAUAAAAAAUGAGGAAUUUAUUUACCUAAGAGCGUUAGGAAUCUUUUACCUUAGAUUGAUUGGGAAAAGCUUAGAAAUUUAUCAGAACCUGGAACCAGUAUUAUUUGAUUAUAGAAAAAUAAGAAUGAGGUUACAGAAUGGCACCUUUCAAAAAAUAUACAUGGAUGAAUUUGUUGACAACUGUCUAAUUUUAAAUAAUUUUUUGGAUGUCGACUUUCCAACCCUGACCAAGAGACAAAUAUUAGAAGAAAAUAAUUUAUUAGAAAAAAUCAAUUUAGAUUAUUAUAAAGAAUUAUUAAAUAUUUCUUCUGGCAAUGAAUUAUUUGAGAAGAAAACCGAGAAAAAAAGAGAUCCUCCAAGUAGGAGCCAUGAUCAAAAAAUGAAAUCCAGGGAAAAUUGCCAUCACCCCAGUAGUAAAUACCCUGACGAAGAGGACUACGAAUCAAGGAAGGAGAAGAAGAAAGAAAAUGAAGAGAAAAAAAUAAUGUGUAGGCGUACAGAUAAGGACAAAAAAAGGCAUAGAGUUGAUGGACAUAGGGGCAAAGACAGGAGUAGAAGCAGUGGUAGAGGUAGAGGGCAGGAACAAGAGAGAAGUCUUGACCGGGAGAGAAUGAAAAAGCAGAAAAGAAAAUAUGAUGAUUAUCGUAAGCAUAAAAUAAAAAGACAUUCGUCAGAAAAGCGAAAUAUCUAUAGCUAUAGCAGGAGUGAAUCACCCGAGGUUCGAAAGAAGGACAAGAGGGUGCAUCAUACACAUAACAACUUAGAUGAAGAAAAGGAAAAAAAAAGGGGGAAAAAAAAGGAGAAAAAAAAGGAAAAAAAAAAAGAAAAGAAGAAAAAAGAUUAUUCCGAUUACGAGGAAAACAAAAAGGAUGCAUUGUCUGUAGAGCGCUGGAAUCAAAUUAGAAAGGAUUUAGGCAUGAAGCCGCUUAAAUGA